UGUGAUCUGUUGUGACUUGGCUGGUUGCUGCCACCUUGUCGCUUCCGAGCUCCAACCUCCACCGGAUAGCAAGCUGAUCACUCUUGCACUUACUAACUACCCAAGCUUCUCACCAUUUCUGCUGGCUUGCUUCGUGAUGAUUCAUUCCCCAGUAAUCAAAGCGCGAGCUGCAUUGAAGAUCGGGAACAGCUGAGGACCGUCGUAACCGCACACUGUUCUUCACGGUUGUCCAUUCCUUGAUGCUGGUGGUGUUUUGAGACGUGGUUCCUGGGCUUGUGUGUUUGUUUUGUACUUUAACUUAUGAUUUGUUGGCCUUGCCCACUUGAAUGAGAAUUUGGUGCUUGUAGCAGCUGUGCUCUUGGAGGAUUGUAAUCAGGUGUCAAUUCGGGUGGUCACAACCGAGCGUAAACGCGAAUGUGGUUUAUCUUGUCCGUGUUCAUCAUAAAGGUUAUGUGAAGCGGAGUAGCAGGUACCAGUGAGAGAGAUUUUGAGCGCGAAUAUGGGGUGGAAGCUGCAGAUUGUGAGCGGUGAUGGUGGAAAUGGGCGUGGGGGUCACGAGAAGCGCUGGAAUGUGGGGUUGUUCGGGGCACCAAGGGUGACCUAGCAUCGUACAUGGAGAGUGUACAACUGACAGCAGAGGGGAGGUCGGGGCUGGAGGGUGUUCGGGCGGUGGCAUUUCUGAGGGCCCGCAUGGCGUCAUUCAUGCAUCUACACGUGUGGGGGGAGCUGUGAUGGUGUGGGUUCUGGUUGGAAAUGUGCGUGUAUGAACAGAAUAGGGGGUUUGCGAGGUCUACUUAGGCGAGUUUUUAGAGUGCCAAGGCAGGGUGUCACUCUUCGAAACAAGAUCCAGAACGUCGUCAUUGAAGAGGGCAGAGCAGCAGGAACUCGGUUAUCAACCCCAGCGAGGCACUGCCGUCUUCCGCCAUCGCUGGACUUCACGGGGUCGUCCCAGUAAUCAUCAUGCUGGAUGCAUCAUGUAUCUGCUCGACGCUUGCAUUCCGCCAUCCCAUGUUAUGUGCACAAAAUGUGAGGCAAAACGAUGAAGUCACCACGGACAAUUUGUGUAGGCGGAAUAUAUGGCAGUUAUGUGGCAGAAGUGCGUGUAGAAUUGAGCAGAAUGGUGAACCUUGAGGAGCACGACGGAAACUCCCAAAAGCAUUACUACAUCGUCUGCAUAGCCUUUAAGAGCUGACGGCACCGUCAGAGAUGCGGUUAAGGGGUUUUGUGAAACUGGCACGAGCAUGGAUACUGCCGAAGUUUCCCAUCGACAAAGAAGGAUGAUCAGGUAGCGGGAUCAGACUAGGUUGGAGUUCCGACGUAGAGUUGCAGACUCGAUAUGAAAUCCGUGAUGAUUAAGCCGGUGAAGGCUAGGGGACGAGCUUUGGAGAGAACGCUCGAACCAAGAAGAAAGAGAACACAGUCCUCUAAAAGGUCAGGGAGCCGAAAUCCGAAGCACCAUGAUCGCUUCGACCAGAGUUCGUAUCUCAGUUCCUCGAAGGCGGUCAAGAUAGUCUCCAUGCUGGCGAUGAUGAUAUGUUCUCCAUUCUUCAUUGUUUUCAUGUGGUACACGAUGGUGAGAGCGGAUGGAUCGGUUGAGAAAGCAUGUAGGCAUUUUUUCCAGUUUGGAAUUCGUGGCAUCAAGGAUGUUUGGCCAUUCCCCUCACAACGCGCUUGUAAGCUGGUUGGAGCUUUUGUUUUGUUUGAAGCUAUUUUACAGGCCCUUUUACCAGGGGAGCGGGUCAUGGGUCCUUCAACGCCUGUAGGAAAUCGACCCCUUUACACGAGAAAUGGAAUUCCCUGCUUUCUGAUCACUCUAGGUGUUUACUACCUUCUGUGGAGGGAGAGACUGUUCAAUCCAGCCAUGGUUUACGAUAUAAUUGGAGAAAUAUACUCUGUGCUCAUUUGUGCAACUUACAUCACUACUACAUUGCUCUAUGUGAAAGGUCACAUGGCACCUUGUUCCUCUGACUGGGGGUCAUCUGGCAAUGUCCUUGGGGAUUUCUUUUGGGGAAUGGAGUUGUGCCCAAGAUUAUCAAGUGUAUUUGACAUCAAAGUUUUCAUGAAUUAUCGCCUUGGAAUAAUGGGCUGGGCCAUUCUUGUAAUCAGCUUUGCUAUCAAGCAAUAUGAAGUCCAAGGCAGAGUUUCAGACUCUCUAAUGGUUAGUAGCUUACUCAUGCUUAUGUACAUCGCGAAGUUUUUCUGGAUGGAGGCAGCCUUCGGGUGUUCCAUGGAUAUUGCUCAUGAUAGAGCUGGGUGGUUUAUGACCUAUACCUGUGUGACAUGGAUUCCUGUGGUGAAUUCAUCGGUCAACUUGUACUUGGUGACACAUCCAAUUCAGCUCGGCAGAAGGAUGGCAUCGACAAUAUUUCUUCUUGGAAUGCUUUGCAUUUAUGUAGUUUGGGACUGUGAUCGACAACGCCAACUGUUCCGGAACUCUCAUGGGAAAUGCCAAAUCUGGGGGAGGAUUCCCACCAAGAUUCAAGCUCGUCACCAAACAGAGCGGGGAGAGCGCAAGAGUCUGCUUCUUACUGCUGGCUGGUGGGGCCUUGCAAGGCAUAUCCAUUAUGCUCCAGAGAUUGGUGCUGCCUUCUUUUGGACCCUACCAGCUCUCUUUAGACAUGCUAUGCCUUACUUCUAUGUAACUUUCUUGACGGCGCUGUUGAUUGACCGAGCUAAUCGGGACGACAAAUAUUGCAGAGUCAAGUACCACAAGCACUGGGAAGCCUACAGCAAGAAGGUGCGGUAUAAAGUUGUUCCCAGAGUCUUUUGAGGAACACAUUCAUCGAAAGGGCUGAUCAAAAGCCCUUCCAUGUGCACCAAGGCUGUUGGCACACGUCAAUACCUGAAUGGUUGGCUGAUGAAUUUGAUGUCGAGAGGAAAGGGUAGUGAUGCUUGACAUCAUCAAAUGUCAAAAUAUUCUACUUUUCUGUUAGGUGCUUUGAAUCGGUUUGGACAGUAAUAGGCGACAUGAGAAUAGUCUAUGCACAGAUUUCGAUCUGACGUUGGAGAGAACGCCUGGUACCAUUUAAUUCGAACUUCACUCUCCAAGUGCUCUCACUUCAGGCAUGAUUGGUGGCUGCUUCAGCAGAUAUGUACGUGAUGAUCAAUUAAGGUCGUCGAUUACCCAUCAUGUGAAUGUUACCGACUUAAUCUAUUCAAAGUUAGAGACGAAACUCAAGUUUUUGUAGUUUGUAACUUCUUGAGCAGGGAUUCUUCGUGUACGCAGCAACAGUGGAGACGAGCAAGAUUCAAUAGUUUUUCCUGCUGUGCCUGGUUUGUUAUUUUAAGAAUUACGUAAUGGAUAUUCUAGUAAAGUUGGACAAGAGUUUCUUAUGCUUAUCAGAGAUUAUUAGAGUUUGCACUAAGCCUUACGAGACCUGUAACUUAAGAAAAGGUACGAAUAUUUUUGGAAUUUAGUCGACUGCAGCUGUUUGGGAACUCUCUUUUGUGCUGUGGAACCGACAAUGACUAUUAUCCUCAAGAUCGGGCAACAAAUCUUUCCAUUC
Physcomitrium patens is the source of this 3506-nucleotide messenger RNA. RefSeq names its product 7-dehydrocholesterol reductase. NCBI's taxonomy places the organism in Eukaryota, Viridiplantae, Streptophyta, Bryopsida, Funariales, Funariaceae. Gene Ontology annotation, molecular function: 7-dehydrocholesterol reductase activity. The record is from RefSeq and is a predicted model, not a curated record. Gene Ontology annotation, biological process: brassinosteroid biosynthetic process; sterol biosynthetic process. Gene Ontology annotation, cellular component: endoplasmic reticulum membrane.